UUGAUUUAAAGUGGUCUGGUCAUUUCUCACGUCGCACGUAUACUAUCGAAUCAAUAACCAAGUUUCCAAAAUCGUCCUCUGGAUUCAUUUUUUUGGUCAACAAUCAACCUUCAAUAAAUUAUUCUUCAACUCAUAUCACAAAUUACUGACUUUAAUCUAUUACAAAUUUGUUCUUUCUAAUCCAUCAAUAAAGUUUUCUUUUAAACAAACAGUCCUGUUCUGAGUUCGUUUCGUUUUUCUGUUACAUCUCGUUAUCAGCACCAACAUACGUCAGCUCGAAGCUAAGACAACCAAUGGCCAAAGGACAACAAAAAAAGACAACAGAGACCGCGUCAAACAAAACUGAUCACAGUAAUGGCAACACCAGCAACGACGACACUAUCGUGGAUGACGAGUACAUGAAUACCAAUUCUCGUGUAGACACAAUGACAAUGAAGAUCGACAUGUGGUUAUUAAAAGUAUUCAAACUUCGAAAACCAAUAGAUUUGUGCGGUGUCGAGGUAUUGUACAUUGAAUUCAACGAACUAGCAGCUGAACUAAUCAAUGAAGAACCACCGGAUAAAGCCGCCUUAGCUCAGCUGUUUAGCUAUCAAUCGAAAGUAGAUCAAAUGUUCAACUACGCUAAAGCAGUAGAAAAGUUGCAAUCCGCCGUCUUGACCAUGGAAGAAGAAAUGUCGUUUUCACCAAAAUGGAAAGAUCUGGAAGAAGCAUGUGAACUCAUCAAGCAAACAGAAAGAAAAUUUCCAUUCUCGGAUGUCCAUCACAACAACUGGCUUGAGAAACUAUACGAAUGGAAGGAAAAAAUCGAACAGCGAUCAGUAUCAUCCAAUGGAUCGCAAGACAGUAUCAACAGCUAUACCACCGCCGAAGAGUUCCGAGUCAAGAUCGAAAAGAAAAAAUUAGCAAAAUUUAAUGGUGAUCCCAUCGACUAUUAUAAAUUUCGACAUGACGUACUACAUUAUAUCAUCAAAAAUCCACAAAUUCAAGGACGAUUAAACAAGUUAACCGAAAUCCAAGAUCUGUUGCCUAAUCAUCACCGGUAUUUAUUGAACAGAGUAAUUCGUAACGAAGCAGGCAUUGAAGAUGCAUUGAAGAAGCUUGAUGAUUUCUACGCAUCGGAACAUCAAAUCAUUCCAGCACUAAAGAACAAAAUCAAAUUGCUACCACAUUUGUCACAAAGAGCUACCGUCAAAGAUUGGACGACCUGGCUGGAAACAGUGGUAAUAAUUCGUGAUACAUUAGCUGCAUCCAAUCUGCUAUAUGAAGAUUACAAUAUGACGACGUAUAUAUUGUACAAGGUAGAUGAUGUAUAUCAACAACAAAUCGAUGGUGACCAUAAAAUAAAACUAGCACAGCUAGAAGAAUUUCUCGAACGCGGUGCGGCGAGAAAAGCAGCCAUAAGUGGCCGGCUCGACGAAAAUCCAUGGAUGACAGCUGAUAAGCCUCGAUCAAUGAUCAGACGACCGAUCAACAAUGUGAUGAUGACGACCAACAACAAGUGUUUCUUUCAAGAUGGCGAUCAUAAAACGGACGAAUGUAAACUAUCAGGAGAUGCUCGGCGACAAUUCUUGUUUACAAAUCGACUAUGCUUUGGUUGCGGUGAUAGUGGACAUAAUGGCCGUGAGUGUCCAAAGACACUGAAGUGCAAUCACUGCCAGCGAAGACAUGCAUCACAGUUAUGUUUUCGACAUAAUCAACCAAAUGUGUUAACGCCAACCAUGUCAACAUCAUCGAAUGCUAAUAAUGAAGCUUCAGAAAGCUCAAGUCAACCGACGUUACUGAUACCAGCUGGCAGAAGUCUUCAUAAAACAUUGACCACAACAAUUAAUGGACGAAAAAUACGAGUUGUGUUUGACGAUGGAGCCGGGACCUCGUUCAUCUCAUCCAAAGUGGCACAGGAAUGGAAUCUCGUUGCAUCCAGAGCUGAACCUAUUUUCAUGGACACCUUAAGCAACGCUAAACCAACUGCCACUGGUCAUCAAAUGGUACAUAUAGAGAUGCCAACGUGGGGUGGGCAACACGAGAAUCUCGGGUUUCGACUGAACGAUAAAUUGGACCAAUUGCAGUUUCAUUGUAUUCCUAUUGACGUGCAAAAGCAGCUACUACAACAAGGUAUUGAUUUCCAUGACGAACAACGUCCGGUUGACAUGUUAAUUGGACUUGACAAUAUCAACAAGAUUCAGCUUCCAGAUGAACGACGAGUGAUACAUGACGUUAUUGCUAAACGGACGACAAUGGGCUGGGUAGUCUUUGGGGUGACCAAUCGAACGAAUGUAUUGUUGAGCUAUGAUCAAUCGUUAUCGGUGGAACCGGCAUUGGAUGUGGAUAUCGAGGAUAUUCGUUUUGAUAAAAAUCAAAGUUGUGCAAAGUUGUUUUUAAAACUAAAAAUGUUUGAAAACAAAAAAUUGUUGGCCAAGAUAGCUGUUCCGUUUCCCGAACAGCCGUGUACAUUCUAA
This is a messenger RNA of Dermatophagoides farinae (American house dust mite), 2456 nucleotides long. NCBI's taxonomy places the organism in Eukaryota, Metazoa, Arthropoda, Arachnida, Sarcoptiformes, Pyroglyphidae. The record is from RefSeq and is a predicted model, not a curated record.